GAGGAGAUGUCUUUUGUCUCUAAGAUCUUGUGGUUUCUUUAGCAGAGGAAAUUGCCCAUUUAUUCUUGGCAGAAAUUCACCCAGUUAUUGUCAGCAUGUUGCAGUUGACUGCUGCCCUCCAUCUGAGAGAUGAUGGAACACUAUUCCAUACAGCCAACUGCUACCCUCAGUUAUUCUCCCAAGAGCCCGUUUUGAGCUUUCCAGCCAAAAUUUGGCUUAUAGAACUUGAUCCUGCAAAUCCUUACUCUCUCUUUCCAGUGUGAGUCACUAGAAGUUCAAGGUUGUUCCUCCACAGCAGUCAAAGCUCUUUAAUUAACCUGUUUUGACCCGAAAAACACCUCGUCAAUAUUCAGGACUUUGGCAGGUUGUUUCUGUUAAGAAGAGAACUACGAGUCAAAUAUUUCUUUGGUGUCAUCCUGUUUAUUUACAAAGAACGGACACAACACCCUGUUUCUCUAAACACAAUAAAAACAAACAAUAGCAGGCAGUUUCCUUUCUCGGAAAUGCUGGUCUGCUUUUCCCUCAAGUACUGUGUCCAAAAGAACCCUCUGUCUCUUGGCUUUGUCUCAGGGCCAUGCUGACCACAGCCUCUCUUGCUUUUUGCCUUUCACACAUGCACACAGCCGCAACCCUAGUCUGUGUUUGCAUCUUUUCCAAGGAAAUGCAUAGAGUGUAGCUUCUGAUCUUCCCUCCUAUGCAGCCCAUUAUCAAUGGGAUCUGGCUUCCUACCAUUUCCAGUAAUCAUUACCCAAAAGGGCAUUUCAUUGUUCUUCCAUUUGACCUGAAAUAAGGGUGUCUAGCCAAUCCAUCAGCUUUACUUAAGCCUGCAACUGUGCAUAAAGCACACAACAGCCAGCAUAGCAUGUGUCUUUCUCCCCUCAAGGUAUUAGGCAUGCCACGCUGUUUUCUUGCAGCUCGAGCAUCAAAAACUGUGCGGGAUCUCAAGUCUCAAACUAGAGCAGUUUAGGGCAAAACUAAACAAACUUAAGGCUUGUGGGAGAAUUGUCAAUUGGGAUUCGGUGCAAUUGUUUUUCUUGUUGCAACGUUUAGAACAGCCUCUGCGGUGUCGGUUUGGAAGGUUUUCUUUGCAACCAAAGACCUAGGAACAUUUUCUAAAAAUAAAGUUUAGAUUCUGAAGAUUCAAGGCAAAAGGGGACAAAAACUACCAUAAUGAAGCCAGCUGUCAAGCGGUGAUAGGAUCAUUGAAAGAGAUUUUCUGCAGUCCAGGGAAUCAUGCAACAAAAUGCUUCACUGCAAAAGACCAGCAUUGUGAGCAUGGUGUAUACGCAGUCGGAAAUCCUUCAGAAGGAAGUUUACCUCUUUGAGCGGAUUGAUUCUUUGAACAGAGAGACCAUGAAACACUUGAAAGCAAUCUGUUUUUUGCGACCAACAAAGGAGAAUGUGGAAUACCUCAUUCAGGAGCUGCGGCGGCCGAAAUAUAACAUCUAUUAUAUUUACUUCAGUAACGUGAUCAGUAAGAGCGAUGUGAAGUCACUGGCGGAGGCUGACGAGCAGGAAGUUGUGGCUGAAGUUCAAGAAUUCUAUGGAGAUUACAUUGCUGUGAAUCCACACGUGUUUUCCCUCAACCUCCUGGGCUGCUGCCAGGGUCGCAGCUGGGAUCUGGCCCAGCUGUCCAGAACAGCCCAAGGGCUGACCGCCUUGCUUCUGUCUCUGAAGAAGUGUCCCAUGAUUCGCUACCAGCUCUCUUCUGAUCCUGCAAAGAGGCUCGCUGAAUGUGUCAAGCAAGUGAUUACUAAAGAAUACGAGCUGUUUGAUUUCCGGCGCACUGAAGUUCCUCCAUUGCUGCUUAUUCUGGACCGGUCCGAUGAUGCCAUCACCCCACUUCUGAACCAGUGGACGUACCAGGCCAUGGUACACGAGCUGCUGGGGAUUAAUAACAACCGAAUCGACCUCUCCCGAGUACCCGGCAUCAGCAAGGAUCUCAGGGAGGUGGUUCUUUCUGCUGAGAACGACGAGUUUUAUGCCAACAACAUGUACCUGAACUUCGCUGAGAUUGGCAGCAAUAUCAAGAACCUAAUGGAAGAUUUCCAGCGCAGGAAGCCGAAAGAGCAGCAGAAGCUGGAGUCCAUAGCUGACAUGAAGGCAUUUGUGGAGAACUACCCCCAGUUCAAGAAGAUGUCGGGCACCGUAUCGAAGCACGUGACUGUGGUGGGCGAGCUCUCCCGGCUGGUCGGCGAACGGAACCUGCUGGAGGUGUCCGAGGUGGAGCAGGAACUGGCCUGCCAGAAUGACCACUCCAAUGCGCACCAGAACGUGCGGCGGCUCCUGCAGAACCCCCGGGUGACUGAGUUCGAUGCCACGCGGCUGGUGAUGCUCUACGCACUGCACUAUGAGCGGCACAGCAGCAACAGCCUGCCCGGGCUGCUGAUGGACCUCAAGAACAAAGGGGUGUCAGAGAAAUAUCGGAAGCUGGUGUCAGCAGUGGUGGAAUAUGGUGGGAAGCGGGUCCGGGUUAGUGAUCUCUUCAGCCCCAAAGAUGCCGUGGCGAUCACCAAACAGUUUCUCAAAGGACUCAAGGGAGUCGAGAACGUGUAUACGCAGCACCAGCCCUUGCUGCAUGAGACGUUAGAUCAGCUCAUCAAAGGAAAACUCAAGGAUGGCCAGUACCCCUACCUGGGCCCCAGCACACUCCGGGACAGGCCUCAAGACAUUAUUGUGUUUAUCAUUGGAGGAGCAACGUAUGAAGAGGCGUUAACUGUCUACAACCUUAACCGCACCACCCCUGGCGUCCGGAUCGUAUUAGGUGGGACCACCAUCCACAACACAAAAAGCUUCCUGGAGGAAAUCUCCGCGUCCGGCUUCCGUGGCCGGGGCCCCGAGACCGUUCAAGCGGCAGCGAGGUCGAGCAGCAGGCGGUGAAUGGGGGGGGCGCCACCCACUCCCUCCCCCCCCAAUGCUCCCAGACGGACCAUGGCAGGUUGGGCCUCCACUGGGCUCGUCUGCUUCCUUCGGUUCUGGGAUCCGUCACGUGCAGGAGAGUCAACGCGCAAGCUGCCCUCCGCCUCGCCGCCCCAGAUCUCCGCCUCCUCAGCGCCCCCCCGGCUCGGCGCUUGAACGGGGCGAGGCAGCACCACAGGAAGGGGACGCAGUCGUGGAUCCAGGCAGAACGUAACCCCCGCUCGAAGGGGCGGAGCUCCCCCGGCCUGAGGACGUGUGGGUGCCCAGCGCCUUUGAAAAUCCAGCUGCUUCUGUCUCUUCAUACACGCGACUGGCCUGCCCAGAAUCCCCAGCUCCCUGUGUGCGGGUCCCUCUGCGGUAAAGGCAGGGGGGGCUCUCGCAGCCUCUGUCUUGGUGUAAUCGUCUCUGGUCCCUUUGAGGAUCUGGGCCUGUAUGUUCGGAAGCUCAUUAAAAGUCCCUCUGACCAAC
Molecule: messenger RNA, 3387 nt
Organism: Pelodiscus sinensis (Chinese soft-shelled turtle)
Lineage: Eukaryota; Metazoa; Chordata; Testudines; Trionychidae
Source: RefSeq, a predicted model, not a curated record